Laccaria bicolor S238N-H82 is the source of this 512-nucleotide messenger RNA. RefSeq names its product methionine sulfoxide reductase (gene LbMsrB). The record is from RefSeq and is a predicted model, not a curated record. Gene Ontology annotation, molecular function: peptide-methionine (R)-S-oxide reductase activity. The transcript has 5 exons. Lineage: Eukaryota; Fungi; Basidiomycota; Agaricomycetes; Agaricales; Hydnangiaceae. Gene Ontology annotation, biological process: protein repair; response to oxidative stress. Bases 32 to 430 code for a protein of 132 amino acids.
CAGAGCCCGAGCAUUCCUUCUCUCUCGAACAAUGUCAUCCGUGAAUAAAUCCGACGCAGAGUGGAGAGCAACACUUUCUCCAGAACAGUUUAGAAUUCUGCGCGAAAAGGGCACAGAGGCAUCUGGCACUGGCGAAUAUAAUAAACAUUCUGCUCAAGGCGUAUACACUUGUGCUGGGUGUGGUGUGCCUUUGUAUAAGAGUACCACCAAGUUUAAUAGCGGAUGUGGAUGGCCAGCUUUCUUUGAUGCUAUUCCUGGCGCUGUAACCCGCCAUGAGGAUAAAUCGCUGUUCACGACAAGGACGGAGAUUGUGUGCACUGCAUGCGGCGGCCAUCUUGGUCACGUCUUCAAGGGCGAGGGGUUCCCCACACCAACGGAUGAGCGCCAUUGCGUCAACUCGGUCUCACUCACGUUCCAUGACGAGAAAUAGCAACUGUAGUAUAUACCUCAGCUGUAAGGAUCGCCAGUGAAUGAUAAUGUGAUCAUCAGCAUCUGAUAAGCUCGUUCCAAAA